Salvelinus fontinalis (brook trout) is the source of this 1482-nucleotide messenger RNA. RefSeq names its product hyaluronidase PH-20-like. Gene Ontology annotation, molecular function: hyalurononglucosaminidase activity. The record is from RefSeq and is a predicted model, not a curated record. Gene Ontology annotation, cellular component: acrosomal vesicle. NCBI's taxonomy places the organism in Eukaryota, Metazoa, Chordata, Actinopteri, Salmoniformes, Salmonidae. Gene Ontology annotation, biological process: carbohydrate metabolic process; hyaluronan catabolic process. The coding region runs from base 1 to 1449 and encodes 482 amino acids. The transcript has 6 exons.
AUGACUGUUCCUUCUCUUCCCAAAACAACAACCGCUCCUCUUCCCUCUACCACGCGUCCCUUACCCAAAACCUCCCCCCAUCCUCUCCCCCACACUGCUCCCCCUCUAUUUGACCGUGAGCCCUUCAUAGUGACCUGGAACAUCCCAAAGCUGGUCUGUAACAGGUACAACAUCUCCCUGGACACCUCCCCCUACAGAGGCGUGGCCACACCUGCCAAGGUGCCAGGUCAGUUCCUGUCUCUGUUCUAUACUGACCGACUGGGGCUCUACCCCCACGUGGACCUGCCUUCAAGGCAGCAGUUCUACGGAGGCAUCCCCCAGAGAGGAAACCUUAGGGCCAGUCUGGCCAAGGCCCGUGUUGACAUCAACUACUACAUCCCCUCCAAGAUGGCCCGUGGCCUGGCUGUGAUCGACUGGGAGGACUGGCGCCCCCUGUGGGCCAGGAACUGGGGCUCCAAGUGGAUCUACAGGACCCUAUCAGUGACCCAUGCCCGCCAGAGGGACCGCUCACUCACAGCUCGGCGGGCCACGGCUACAGCCAAGAAGCAGUUCCAGGCAGCAGCCCGCAGCUACAUGGCAGAGACUCUGUCUUUGGGUAGCCGGCUCAGGCCCAACUACCAGUGGGGAUUCUACCUGUUCCCCAACUGUUAUAACCAUGGAUGGAUGGAGCCGGGAUACACAGGGAGAUGUUCCAGGGAGGUGAGGGGGCAGAACGAUGAGCUACUCUGGCUGUGGGAGGCUAGUUCCGCACUCUACCCCUCUAUAUACCUGCAGGCGUCUCUAGGGGACAGGCAUAGCGCCGCCCUCUUGGUGAGGAACCGAGUCCAGGAGGCGCUGAGGGUGUCUGCCCUGCCCGCCCGGCCCAACACCGCACCCGUCUACGUGUACACACGACCCGUCUUCAUCGACCAGAACAGACGCUUCCUCAGCCAGGGGGACCUUGUCAGCACCAUCGGGGAGAGUGCUGCUGUGGGGGCCUCAGGAGCCGUGCUGUGGGGGGCCAGUGCCGACUACGAUGACAAGGCGUCCUGUGAGGCUCUUUCCUCGUACCUCACCACCACGCUCAACCCCUACGUCGCCAACGUGACAGCCGCCGCCCAGCUCUGCAGCGACUUCCUGUGCCAGGGGAACGGGCGCUGCGUCCGGAAGCACUAUGAGUCGGACCACUACCUCCACCUGUCCUCAGAGAACUUCCGUAUCCUCCGGGCCAGGGGCACGUACAUGGUCCUGGGGACGCCCAGUCUGGCUGACCUGACUCUCUUCUCCAGGAGGUUCACCUGUCAAUGCUAUGCAGGACGGACAUGUGCCCCCAAGCUGCCCAUACACCUGUCUAAAGCACUAGUGUUUAGACUGAAGCAGCAGGGUCUGUCUGACAAGACCAAGACACUGAAUAAAGUGAUAGCUGAUAUGGAACAAUCAACCAUUAAAGAGAACUUGAAAAAACACUGAAACACAGAUGGAUGGAUCAUGAGUGUUGACCUG